Molecule: messenger RNA, 3053 nt
Organism: Asterias rubens (European starfish)
Lineage: Eukaryota; Metazoa; Echinodermata; Asteroidea; Forcipulatida; Asteriidae
Product: fibulin-1-like
Exons: 18
Coding region: 1-1929 (642 amino acids)
Molecular function (GO): calcium ion binding
Source: RefSeq, a predicted model, not a curated record
AUGGACAUCGAUGAGUGUAUGUUGCAGGCAAACUCUGUUCUCCAGUGUGACCACAUGUGCAUCAAUUCCAUCGGUAGCUACCGAUGUGAAUGCCGAUCGGGAUACACUCUGGACCCUGAUCGACAUGCUUGCAAUAACAUUGAUGAAUGCUCAAUGACUCGCACCCACAACUGUCACCAGAAUUGCACUGAUACCCCCGGUAGCUACAGCUGUAGUUGUUACUCUGGUUACUCGCUAGUGGAUCCCAAAGGAGUCGAGUGUGGUGACUAUGACGAAUGUGAAAAGAAGGCGGAUAACGAGUGUGAACAGCUUUGCAUGAACUUGGAGGGAUUUUACAGCUGUGAUUGCUACCCCGGGUAUGAGAUGGAUGGAAUAUACUGCACAGACAUAGACGAGUGUAAAACUGGAGUGCAUGACUGCGAUCAACACUGCGAAAACGGCAUAGGCAAUUUCACAUGUUCGUGUAAUGAGGGAUACGUACUUGGCAUGGAUGAAAAAUCAUGUUUCGAUAUCGACGAGUGUGCACCUACAAACAUGAACUGCGACACAAUACAAAUCUGUAAAAUUGUCGAAACAGGUCAGGGGUCGAAGUGCUAUUAUAUCAACGGCAAUGUUACUGAGCAUCAGGGACCUACAGAUGAACCACCAUUUAGUGCCAACUGUUCAGAGCUGCAAAUCUGCAGUCAGAUAGGUCAAGCCUAUACGUGUGCAUGUGUUGAAGACGAGGGACAUGCGCUGAGUAAUGUCACAAACUUUUAUGAAGGAGACUGUGAUGCGUCAAACCUAACAAAACUUCACGUGUGUCGGAACUCCACCGGAGUACGUAACUGCAAUUGCGUGGAAGGGUAUCGACUAUUGACUGACAAUGAGUUCUGCCAGGAUGAGGAUCUGAAUAACUGCACCUCGAUGCAAACUUGUAAGAACACGCCAGGUGGCUAUGAGUGUCCAUGUAAAGCAGGGUAUCUCAACAACACUGAGACAGGGGAAUGUGAUGAUAUUGACGAGUGCUCAACCGACUACAUGAAUUGCCCAGAUGAAAAUGUACAAAUCUGUUACAACAACAGGAGCAACACCAUUGUCUGUGAAUGUCUUGAGGGCGACAUCAAUGUGUGUGAGCGGGGGGAAUGUUCUAUAGGCUGUACUGAUCUGGAAGUGUGCGUUGGUGGCGCUUGCACCUGCUAUCCGGAAUAUUUUCUCAACAGUGACAAUUUGCCUUGCAAAGGCGGCGGUUGUGGUGAGAUGAUACAUGAUUGUACUGACAUGGAGACUUGUAACAACACGAUUGGAGGCUACGAGUGCCCAUGCAUGAAUGGCUUCCUCAGAGGUCAAGGGGUCAACGCAACUUGUGACGAUAUCGACGAAUGCCGCGAUAAAACCGACGGUUGCAACCACCUGUGUAUGAAUGGUGCUGGGAAUUACACAUGCGCCUGCGUGGGAGGGUACAACUUACUGGCGGACAAUCACACGUGUGCUAUGCCAAUGUCUCUGCACGAAGCAGUUGUGCUUUAUCAGAAGCACGGUGAUACAGCGAUUGAUCAAACUUCUUACAGUGGAUGGCUGUUUCCACUCGGAAUGAUCUGCGCAUGUGCUCUGAUUGCUGCCGUUGUGGUUGGUCGGAAGAAAUCGGAGCGCGUACGCAACGGUACAGACAGGAUUGUCGAGAUGGCGCAAUCUCUGAAGGGGCGUGUUGUCUCCACCGUUACCCGUCGUGGCUCCACUGGUACCAGCCGCCCUCAAUCCAACAUCUACGUCGCAGGUCCCAGCAGGCAAACCCGAUCCCCAGUCGAUGACGAAAUGGGUGACGUAGCGGUGUACUCGGACAACACACCAUCCCCCAUAGGCGGCGGGAACCAGACUAUAGAUUUUGGCGAUGCCGACGUGUACCAAGUACCGACUGGUGGCCACAACGCCGGGCCAUCCAUGAUGUGAUCCGAUCCCCAAGUCGUUCUCGUGUGACCUUUCUGCAUGUGCUGACCUCUGACUGACCUUAACUCGGAUUUGAGGUUGACAAGAACCAAGUACAGAACGGGCCACCAUUUUGUUUUCUACCGCAUGCCGCAUUCUGGUCACUGGGCCCCAAUUCAGUGCCUCUGCUUAGCCGCGAUCUGCUAACAUAGUAAGUGUAUGGGCAGCCAGUGGGGCAAAAAUGGACAACUUUUGCAGUUGUCUUUGUUUGCCUUAAUGGCCGCCCGUAGAUAGUGAGUGUGGAGUUUCUGCACAAACUGUCUAAAGCGUUAACGAUUUAAUAGUUGAAAGGUGAACGCAAACGCACAAGCAUACAUCCGAUGUUUCAAAAAAGGCCUAUGUAGGUGACGUAAUCGACGUUUAAUUUACGCGAAGCAGAGACAUUAAUUGGGCCCUUUUACUUGUAAAACAAUUCUGGGCUUCCUAUAUUAUUACAUAUUCCAAUCGUUUAAAUGGACAUUGAAUAAAUAUUAUGCAUGUUUUAAAGAUGAGGUUGACAGAAAGAAAUAAUAAAUAUAUACAUUUUUAAGUUAAUAAAUGCAAUCAGUGUACUGGGUCGAUUUCACAAUAGGCAGUCCUAACUUAGGGCUAGUCCUAGGAGUUAAAAACAAACCAAGAUUAGUCCCAAGUUAUUCCAGAUAAGAGUCUUGAAUCUUAUUCUGAAAUUCACCCUUGCUGAGUUAAGCUACGCCAAUGCACAUGUCUGUACGCAGCACACAUAAAGCUUAUAGCAAAUACAGGGCCCAGUUAAAUAGAGCUUAGUCACAAAACGAGCUACUCAGAAACGAAUAUGCUAACCAGAAAGGUCACCAGCUAAAAUACCAUGCCACGUGUAUAAUAUGUGACUGGUGUCCUGCUAAUUAUUGCUAUAAAAAGCAGUGAGAUAUAGAUGAGAUCCGAACUGUAUCGCAAAAGUUAUUAUUUUUUUCUUUUACAUUUAUAUAUAAUUGGAAAGCAAUAUUUAUGGUAAAUAAGCUGAUUAUAACAUGUGGGUUUUCAGUAAUUUUAUACGUACCUUAAAGGCAGUGGACACUAUUGGUAGUUGUCAAAAUAAGUAUUAGCAUAAAACCUUACUUGGAAGCGAGUAA